AUGUCAUACUACGAUAUUGACGCGAUCCUUACGGAUGCAGAGAAAAUCCCCUGCGAAUUCAACUUCGAAAUCCCCGACCUGGGCCACCUCGACAACAGCCCAGGCCUCCCCCUCAAAGCCGGCUCCAAGCUUGCCCUCCCACUGUGGCUCGCCGAGAUGCUCGCCCUCGCCAACACCUCCGGCGGCGCCGCAGACGAGGACGCCAAAUCUUUCGUGAACCUGUCUUUACCUCCCGCCCUAUCAAGCGAGGUGGUCCAAGCCCUGAAGGCCGACCCGCGCGCCGUUCCGUUGCGCGACCAGAGCACACACUUCUACGGCCUGGCGACGCGUCUCAUGGACCUGUUCGAGGAGAGGGAGCUGGAUGGCGUCCUGAGGAAGACUUUCGUCACGCGCUCGGCGGACCUCGCGCUGCAUGCCAGGAAGACUGGCGGGGCGAGCGGCAAGGAGGAUGGGAGCAAUCUUGGUGUUGGGGUGGAUGGGGAGUUCCUCCGGGGCUUGGACGAAUGGGAAAGGAGCCUGCACCGCAAAGCGCACGAUGGGACUAAGUUGUCCAAGCAAUGGAUGGAAAAUGUCAAGAAGCACUGA
This is a messenger RNA of Diaporthe amygdali, 585 nucleotides long. RefSeq names its product dna replication complex gins protein psf3. The record is from RefSeq and is a predicted model, not a curated record. Lineage: Eukaryota; Fungi; Ascomycota; Sordariomycetes; Diaporthales; Diaporthaceae. Bases 1 to 585 code for a protein of 194 amino acids. The transcript has 2 exons. Gene Ontology annotation, cellular component: GINS complex. Gene Ontology annotation, biological process: mitotic DNA replication initiation.